AUGGUGAUGAUCAAUGUGGAUCUCCGAUGUGCCAAUACUUCUGCUGCAGUUAGGCCUAUCAUGCCUUCGGUGGUGAGCAUGCUUGAGGGCAAAAUUGUUGUUCCAAUGUUGGUUUUAGGUCCAAGUGUCUCAAAUAAUGAAAUGAAAGAGGAAUUGUGGGAGCAUUUUCAACGAAUUGUACAACAGAAUAGGAGUGGAAACCAGACAGAGAGUAUCUCAACGAAUGGCCAAAGGAUUGCUUCUUCUACCUCUGCCGCUGAUCUAUAUCCAAUCAAUUUGGAUUCUGAUUACUCGGGGAAAAGAGCUUUGAGAAGUUGA
Molecule: messenger RNA, 318 nt
Organism: Alnus glutinosa
Lineage: Eukaryota; Viridiplantae; Streptophyta; Magnoliopsida; Fagales; Betulaceae
Product: probable LRR receptor-like serine/threonine-protein kinase At1g29720
Exons: 1
Coding region: 1-318 (105 amino acids)
Source: RefSeq, a predicted model, not a curated record